Molecule: messenger RNA, 6511 nt
Organism: Anopheles stephensi (Asian malaria mosquito)
Lineage: Eukaryota; Metazoa; Arthropoda; Insecta; Diptera; Culicidae
Exons: 2
Coding region: 3338-6427 (1029 amino acids)
Biological process (GO): proteolysis
Molecular function (GO): aspartic-type endopeptidase activity
Source: RefSeq, a predicted model, not a curated record
AGGAGCACUCAGGUGAGGAAGCUAUAUGUACUGGAGCGAAAAACACGGUACGCGCUGGUGACGCACUGUUGGUUCAUUUUCGGUCGCCUGUGAUCAAAAAAGCAGCCCCAUCGGAUCGGUUAAUCGGUCGGCAGGCAUAGUUUUUUUUACUGCCGCUAGCAGAAAACAGUUCCGGCGUGUAUCAUGACAUCAAGCAUUAAUUACUUUUUUGGCGUAAGAUAUAGCGUGCCAUUUUUUUUUUGGUUUUCUGUAGCGCAUGUCGAACGUAUCAUUUUCGUCAGCACAUGCGAUCGAACAUAUUUUGACGGUCAUUUUGCUCGACAACUUGUUUUUGUCUAAGUGCUCUCCCUUUUUUGAGUACUAACGACACCGACUGUUGGGCGCCGGCAGAUAUUCGAGUUGCGCUUCUCGGUUGCUCAGGGCAAUUUUGUACUCGGAGUUGGAGCUCACCAAAAGAGAGAACCUUUUUUUUUUGUGCGGUUCAAGGGACAGCUCAAUGACAGAUUUGUACUCGGCUGCCUGCGGUGCUGCGGGUCUAGGGCUAAAUGUGGGCCACAAGAACACCGCCACCAGAACUCAGCUAGUCACGCGUUCAAAGUCCAAUCGGUGGAUUGAUCUCCAGUACUACAAAACCGGCUUCUCGUGUCCGAAAGAUUCCAGUUCCGCUUAGGUACGAUUAUUUGUACGUCAAUGUUUUGUGCGUUUUGUGGCGGUUCUAGCGAGUACGUUUGAUGGUGACGUAAAUUAAGCCUGGUGGCGCUUAGCAAUUCCAGUUCCAGCUGCAUUGUUUAUUAAUCAUUUGUUGUUAAGAUUAUGCGAAGGGCUGAGGGAGUAUUUUGAAUCGAAAUCGGAGCGGGGGUUGUUCGCGCUGUAGAAUAAUGUGUUUUGAUCUUGUUUUUGUUUCUUUCGCGGAACUAGUUUGAAUAAUACAUACGUUUAUUCAUAUUUUAAAUUUAUAAAAAUAUUUAAUUUAAAAUGAAACGCUCCAAUCCUUGAGACCUAUUUAUCAGCGAUCUAUUUAUACUCAAUAAAAAUACCUCACCCACACAAAACAGAUUUAAAAAGAGGCACAACAACAAAAAAAACUUUUGAGAUUUCUCAAAAAAAAAACAUACGUUUGAAAUUCCAAAAUGGGGAAUAAAACCGGUCCGAACAUAAAACCGGAGUUUGAAAAUCGUCCAAAAAAUCCUACAGGAAUUAAACCGCCCCACUGUUCACAGCAUCCGCCGGCUUGCCUUUCCCUUUGCUGGAACGUUCGUUAACGGUUUGGCGAAAAGAAAUUUUAUUUGUGCCAAAGUCUUUGCCGAGGAAGAUGAUCGGUAAGUGGACGGCCGCGCACGGCAUUGCCCGUUUGACAUUUAAUUAUCUGGGCGGUAGCCAUCCAACAUCAGGUGUGCGGGAUCCAAUGCAUUACUCCGAAAAGUUCUAAAAGUUGCGUGCUCAAGAAGCCUUUUUGGCGUGUGUUUUUCCCCACCCCGAAAGUUUGCGAAUUUUUGACCCGCUCGACUGGGUGUGAAAAGUGUGGGGUGGAAAAGAGAGCAGCGAACCGGGUAUGCCAAAAAGGCUGCCCCGUAAACCGGUCACUGCCGGUGGGUUGGUGAUCGUGUGUGGAAUCUGGUUAUGCAAAAUCCAAUCAAUGAAGGUGCAGGCACAAACACGCGGAAUGGAGGAGAAAAUUUAUUUUCCUUCCAGUACGAUCGCUUCUGAUCCUCUUGAGGCGGUGCAAUAAACAGUCCAGCAGCAUUUGGCUGAAUGUUCUCGAUGGCAUCCCGUACGAUGAGUUGUGAAUUGUUGUGGCGAAUUGUUCCCGAAGAUCGGCGUGAUCGGCAUUCGGAUUACAAAACCCGCUACACGAUCGGUCUGGCCUAGCGGAUCUUCCGUACCGAACGGAUGGGUGGAGAUGUUUAUCUCGCAGGACGAUACGUGUGGGUUGCUGGACGUCGUUACUGUAUUUCUUAUGAGCGAGUAACCUUAACCAUGAAAAAGCUGUCGGCGGUCGACUGUGUUCGAUCCGUAACGGAGGUUCCAAAAAGGUGGUCUGUCGCUUCAAAAUGAAGUUUUCUGGUUCCGUCCGAUAAAUAUUAACGUCAGCCGGUUUAUGAGGCGCGGUUUGUAUUUUUAAAAUGCCCACCUGAAACUCGUGAUACAAACAAGCAGCAUCGGUUUUAUGCUCGAUUUGCUCGGGUUGUGGGAGAUGUGUCGAUCGCGCGAGCUUAGAGACCUUCGGGCUGGGCCGCAUUUAUUAGUGCGACAUUUGAUGCAUUCGGUGAAGGGAUUUUAAUCAAGGUUGUCUAGAGUCUUCAGCUGAAAAAUGGUUUGUGCAGCAAGCUUGAUGGGAAAACCGUUGGACCGAGUGAAACUCGUACGAUCGAACUAGCUUUCAGUGUCUAAUUCGAAAUUCGGAUUUGCUUAUUCAGCAGUGGCAAAAGGGCGCACUGUUUUAUUUUUAGUAGUAAUAAAAGUCCCUAGGCGCGUACUAAAUGAUGCUGGAUUUACGCUACAUUGCGCCGCGUGACAUUGGCGUUACGAAAAUGCGGAAGGAAGAGAUAGGACGGUGGGCAGACAGCUGCUGACCCGUGUGUUUGUUUGGUGGUGGGUGCAAGCCUUACACCGUAUCCUUUCUGCAGACUUCCUGCAGCCGGUUGGCGCGAUGGCUUUUAGCAUAAAUUAUCAAACUAGUUAGUGGCCGGCCGCCCAGUAAUGGACGUUUCGUUACCAUGUACGAAGGUCGGGGCUUUGUUUUUGUUUCGUGAGUUAAUUUGUUAACUCAGUUAUUAAUGACCUUCGGCAAAGCAACAGCAUAAUAUUAUGUGCUAAUAAAAGGCGCUUGUAACGAUGCAGCAGAUAUUGCAGUUUGGUAUCGAUCAUGAUUUCUAAUAUGUUUAUAUUGUUUUGGUUAAAGUUAAGUGUUGCGUACGCAGAUGGAUGUCGCACGACAUGGCUCUCCGGGUUGCUCGCGUCGCGCGACAACAUGCGGAGGUGUGCGUGUCAGGUGCGUAAGAGAGGUCAACGCGGGUCACAGCGAACAGCUGACGUGUCCUGCGUCGCUCGGAGACAGUGUGUCGAUAGCGAGCAACGGGUUAACAGCCAAAGUCGGGCAAGCGGGUUUUAACGUGUAAUAAAUGUUCGUUUAAGUUUUAAAGUGUAUUUCAUGUUGUGUCGUAUCAGUGUUCAAGCCGUUUAUCCGAAACGCACCCAAGGACAUAACAACUGGCGACGAGGAAACGGAACGUCCAAACCCAGCAACACGCAUCAAUUCGAGCCACCAUCGCAUUUCAUCGAAGCGAAGCGACGCCGCGUCCCAAGCAGAAUCCGCCAUUGAGAACGCCAAACCGAAAUGGAACCGAACCAUAUGGAUUUCACCGUAGAAGAAGAUCCCAGGCGUCUUUCUAAUCCAAGGCAAGCACCGCCAAGUGUAGCAAAUAAUUACAACGGUGCUCCUAUUUUUCAGCCAGUUAAUGCCGCCCCCGACUCGAACGACAACGCUGCGCUAUUACAUAUGAUGCAGCUGAUGCAGCAACAGAUGGCCCAGCAACAGGAGCUAGUGAUGCAGCUCAUGAGGCGAAAUGCACCACCGAGCCACAAUGCCGAAGCACCGGCGGAAUCAACUCAAAACUUCAUAGCAAGGUCAGUAACAGAAUAUGUGUACGAACCAGAUGAGCACAAAACGUUCGCCGCUUGGUAUGCUAGAUACGAGGAGCUUUUUGUUAAAGAUGCAGCGCACGUUGACGACGCAGCGAAAGUCAGAAUGCUUUUGCGGAAGUUGGGCACAGCAGAGCAUGAGCGGUAUUCGAAUUUUGUGCUCCCGCAGCAUCCUCGCGAUUUUUCUUUCAAAGACACAGUGAGUAAACUAAAGACGCUUUUUGGCCCAAAAGAGACGGUUCUGAGCAAGCGACACAAAUGUUUAAGGAUUGAAAAAGCUCGUACGGAAGAUAUAAUGGCUUACGCGUGUCGAGUGAAUCGUGCUUGUGAAGAUUUUGAGCUGAAGGCGUUGUCGGAGAACCAGCUAAAAGCAUUAGUUUUCGUGUGUGGUCUUAAAAGUGAGCGUGACAUUGAAUUUCGUACCAGGCUGCUAAACAGAAUCGAGAAAAACAGCGAAAUCACAUUGGAACAGUUGGCGUCGGAAUGCCAGAUGAUUAUUAACGUGCACGCCGACAGCACAAUGAUAGCAGAUGAGAACAAAAGAGUAGCAGCGUUAACAAAAUGGCCGUCAAAACGAAAUAUGCCGCCGAAAGAGCAUGGCGCACCACGCUUUCAAAAUGGCUCAGGUCCAUCUGGUGAUAAGCCCAAAAACCCAUGCUGGCUUUGCGGUACGCAGCAUUGGGUACGCGAGUGUGCAUAUAAAACUCACAAAUGCAGGCAAUGCGGCAGAAUAGGACAUAAGGAUGGUUUUUGCCGUAACAGAGGGUACCAGCAAAAGAAUAAUUACAGAAGAUCAGCCGUAAAAGUGGUUCGAGUGAAUGCAUGCGUUGUGACAAGUAGAAGGAAAUACGUCACAGUUUCAGUGAACGGAAAGCCAGUGCGUUUACAGUUGGAUACAGCAUCAGACAUCACCGUCAUAGGCCAGCAUACGUGGCAGCAGCUAGGAAAGCCACCGCUCAGGCAUCCAACAGUGAAAGCGCUUACAGCAUCAGGCUCACAGUUCCAACUGAUAGGAGAAUUUUCUGCACCUCUCGUGAUCCGGAACGUGAAACGAAUGGCGACUGUUCGUGUGGCAAUGGUGGAUGUGCAGCUGUUGGGGACAGAUGUGAUUGAUCUUUUUGAGCUAGAGUCUGUUCCAAUGAGCGUUUUCUGUAACAACGUAGUCACAACAGCAGCAAGAGCGUCGUCAUCGGUUUUUGAAAGAAUGUAUCCGGAAGUUUUUGGCGAAUCGGGGUUGUGUACGAAAGCACAGGUGCCGUUACGGUUAAAGGAAGGAGUUCGGCCCGUAUUCCGCCCGAAGAGACCAGUAGCCUAUGCGAUGAGAGAGAUAGUAGAAAAGGAACUGGAUAGGCUGGAAGCAAAUGGAGUAAUUACGCCGGUUAACUAUGCUGACUGGGCAGCGCCCGUUGUGAUCGUAAGAAAAGCAAAUGGAAAGAUUCGAAUAUGCGGAGAUUAUUCUACUGGAUUAAAUCAGGCUUUGCAACCGCAUGAAUACCCACUACCCAUCCCGGAAGAUAUUUUUACCAAGUUGGCACAUAGCAAGAUUUUUACAACGAUUGACCUCACGGAUGCUUUUACUCAGGUGCAGGUAGAAGAAAAGUUUAGGCCAUUGCUUACCAUAAACACUCAUCGAGGCCUUUAUCAGUACAAUCGACUCCCGCCUGGAAUUAAAAUAGCGCCUGCAGUAUUCCAGCAACUGAUUGAUACCAUGUUAGCGGGCAUGAGCAAAGUAUGUGGCUAUAUGGAUGAUUUAAUCAUCGGUGGUCUGACACAAGAAGAGCACGACGCAAAUGUUAGAGAGGUUUUAAGUCGCAUUAGAGAGUACGGAUUCACGAUACGAGCAGACAAAUGCAUUUUUGGCAUGAAGCAGAUCCGGUAUCUUGGGCACAUUAUUGAUGGAAACGGCAUACGCCCAGACCCAAAGAAGAUCGAGGCAAUUGUUAACAUGUCACCACCUGUAAACACGUCAGAAGUACGUUCAUUUGUAGGAGCUAUCAACUACUACAGCAAGUUUGUGCCGAGAAUGAGAGAUCUCAGAUACCCAUUGGAUAGCCUCCUCAAGCACGGCGAGCAGUUUCGUUGGACGAAACAAUGUGCAGAAAGUUUUCAAAAAUUCAAGGAGAUACUCUCAUCAGACCUUUUGCUCACCCAUUAUGACCCGAAAGCAGACAUCAUCGUCUCAGCUGAUGCAUCAUCAGUGGGUUUAGGAGCCACAAUAAGCCACAAAUUCCGCGACGGUACAGUAAAAGUGGUUCAGCACGCAUCAAGAGCGCUCACCGAGACAGAGAUGAACUACAGCCAGAUAGACCGCGAAGGUCUUGCAAUCAUUUUCGCGGUAACAAAAUUUCAUAAAAUGUUGUAUGGCCGGCAUUUUAAGUUGCAGACUGAUCAUCGACCACUCUUGCAGAUUUUUGGAUCGAAAAAGGGUAUACCCAUUUAUACUGCAAACAGAUUACAACGUUUUGCCCUUAUUCUGCAACUUUAUGAUUUUGAUAUCGAAUACAUCCGCACCGAUAAUUUUGGAAAUGCUGAUCUACUGUCUAGGCUCAUCAGAACGCGAUCUCAGCCGGAAGAAGAAUACGUCGUAGCGACCAUUGAGUUGGAAAAGGAUGUACGAUCGGUCGCUGUAAAUUCAUUAAGCUCGCUUCCGCUAAACUUCCAGGACGUCGUAUCACACACCCAAGCAGACAGCGUAUUGCGUAGUGUUUAUCGCUACAUUCAACGAGGGUGGCCGCAGCUUUCAGUUCUGGGACAGGAGUUGGCUCGUUACUACCACAGGAGAUAGCUGAAUGCGUUGGUGCCUGUUCAGCAUGCGCAGCAGCAGCCAAGUCGCCGCCACAUGAGAACCCAGUGCCAUGGGUCAAGUCAA